Molecule: messenger RNA, 5417 nt
Organism: Pecten maximus
Lineage: Eukaryota; Metazoa; Mollusca; Bivalvia; Pectinida; Pectinidae
Product: alkylated DNA repair protein alkB homolog 8-like
Exons: 10
Coding region: 12-2090 (692 amino acids)
Biological process (GO): tRNA wobble uridine modification
Cellular component (GO): cytoplasm; nucleus
Molecular function (GO): S-adenosylmethionine-dependent methyltransferase activity; tRNA binding
Source: RefSeq, a predicted model, not a curated record
UGGCAGCCUCCAUGGUGGAAGUCCAAAACAUGACGAAAUUAUCAAAAUCGGAGAGAAAGUUACGGAAAAAGCAAUCAAAGUCUCAGCAUACGUUGUUAAAGCAUGACGGAAUACAGGCUUCCGAUACUCCUACAAAAAUACUUUGUGUUAACAAUGCAGGGCUUGGUAGCGGUGUGUCUAGGGAUGAAGUGAAUGAAUUAUUUUCAGCUGUUGGCAGAGUAGAGGAUGUGAUUAUGAUGCCUCAGAAACCUUAUGCUUUUGUGUGUUAUGACAAUGAGAAGGAAGCUGAGGCUGCAUAUGGAAACCUAAACGGCCAUACAUUGCUGGAAAACAAGGAUAGGAAGUGGUCUGUGACAUUAUACAUAUCUUAUGUCAGUCAAGUUCCUCCAAGCCUUUCACCCUCUGAUGAGCUCCCUCCUGGCCUCAUCCUUCUCAAGGACUUUAUCUCACAAGACUAUGCAGACAAAAUGCUGGAAUCCAUUAAAUGGCAUGAAGAGGAAUCACCCGGUCUGCAGAAAGAACUCAAGCACAGAGAAGUCAAGCAUUAUGGGUAUGAAUUUAAAUAUGGAAUCAAUGAUGUAGAUGUUGAUGAUCCUCUGCCUCAAGGAGUUCCAGCCAUCUGUCAGGAGUUUCUGGACAGGGUGUUAAAAACAGGCCAUGUGAAACACUUUCCUGACCAAGUCACAGUUAACAAAUAUCAGCCAGGACAAGGUAUACCUCCCCAUGUAGAUACCCCUUCUGCGUUUGAGGAUGGAAUCAUGUCACUUAGUCUUGGUUCACAGGUGUUGAUGGAUUUCCGACAUCCUACUGGUAAACACUUGUCUGUGUUGUUGCCUGCUCAAAGUCUGCUGAUAAUGACGGGGGAGUCACGCUACGUCUGGUCACACGGAAUCACACCACGUAAAUCGGACAUUGUCCACACACCUGAUGGCAGACUGACCCUCGUACACCGGGGUACUCGUAUCUCAUAUACAUUCAGAAAAAUCAUCCCGCCAAAGGACAGAAUUAAUCGUCCUGUACCCUUUGCUAUGGAGAAUAGGCAAUCCAACCCGACAAAACUUCCACAAUCAACAUCUGAUGCUGCAACCCUGGAGGAGACGCAUGUUCAUAAGGUAUAUGAAGAAAUAGCAGACCACUUCAGUGGGACCCGGCAUAGUCCAUGGCCACGGAUAGCAGAUUUUAUCAGGGCACAACCAAUGGGGUCUAUUCUGGCUGACAUUGGAUGUGGCAACGGCAAGUACCUCGGUAUCAACAAGGACAUAUUUGAGGUUGGGUCCGAUAGAAGCUUGAAUCUGGCGAAGAUCUGUCGAAAUCGAGAGUUCCCUGUGUUUGUCAGUGACGUCAUGUCUAUACCUAUCAGAUCGGGUGUCUGUGACAUUUGUCUCUGUAUCGCUGUGCUGCACCAUCUCUCUACAGAGGAGAGAAGAUUGCAUGGAAUAUCGGAACUGCUUCGUAUCCUACAUCCAGGAGGGAAAGCUCUAAUCUAUGUGUGGGCAAUGGAACAGGAACUUCAUAAAAUUAAAUCGAAAUAUUUGAAAGAGGUUAAAGUCACAGAUUCUACAAAUAGAAAUGAACAGGACAAUGCCACAGAAAUUGAUGAGGUAAAGACGAACGAUUCACCAGUAGACAUGUUACCGUCAGAUAAAGCUGUAUCUACUCAAAUUAAUCAAUUAUCCUUGUCAAAAGGAGAAUUGGAAAAUGAGGAUAAUUACACUAGUCAGAAUGAAUAUGUUGAUGGACAGGAGGUGAAUAUACCACCACCUUCUUGUGAUAGGCUAGUAACACCAGAAUUAACACUAACAGGGAAAUGUGGACACGUAUCCGAACCACAGUGUAGUAGUAAGGUAUUAGAGGUGCACAAAAACAGGACUAAAUUUAAACAACAGGACAUGUUAGUCCCCUGGCAGUUAAAGAAGAAGGAGAAGGUCGAAGCCAGCGUGAAGGACCUAGGGGAGCCAGUGUUCCAUCGGUAUUACCAUGUGUUCCGACAGGGAGAGCUUGAGGCUCUGUGUGGGAAACUGGACAAUUGUCGAGUACAGGAGAGUUACUAUGACCAGGGAAACUGGGUUGUCAUACUGCAGAAGUUAUAGUGUGAAUUAAUGAAUUAAAAGAAAUAGAAAAUCAUUUGAAAACAUUAUGAUUUGCAUUUCUUAAUGAAACAUGAAGGAUGUCUGUAUCACCGCGAGUUGUAGUGUGCAAUGUAUUUCAAUCUGGACAGUGGCAGUUCAAAGAUAAAAAUUAUUUCAAAAUCCUCAAUAAAAUUUGUCUACACUAAAUAUUUUAAACCAUUGAAGAUGUCUUGAUGAAUCGCAUUUAUUCCUGCUCUAAUUUAUAUUGUUUAAAAAAAAACUGGAAACUUUUCAAAAAGAGGAAGUUUCAAGUGUGUAUUAUUAAAGAAUUAUACCAACAGGAUACUUUUUUUUUUAGUGGUGAAUGUUCCAUUCUACUACAUUACAUGUAAAAUUUGUGUUCACUGAAUUCAAUAGGAACAGUGGCAAGGCAUGUAUAAAAGUGGAGUAUAGGGUCAUCUGACCAGCUCAGGCUAGUAGAAUUUCCAUUUAGCAGAGUAGUAGGAUUAGGAUGUACCUGUCCUACUUUUGAUACAUGAUACACUGCCUCACAGAGAUCAACCCAUGAAACUAGUCUAAUCCCUGUGGAAAAUAGGGCAAGAAAUGGGGCCAAGACAAACAUCCUUUUUGAAGUAGGUCAAAGUGACCAAUGUUUGGUACAUGCCAUGCUGCCUCACCUAGGUGAACCUAUGCCCUAAGUAUGACGUUCCAGUGACAAGUAGUGCAGGAUAGAGUGCAGGACAAAAUAAAAAGGACAAGUGUAGACACUAUGCUGUAGACCCUCUGAAUCUGGUUGAAUUUUUAAGACAUAACAAAACAACAAUUAUUUAUGCAGAUUAUUUUAUUCAAGGCUAUUCACAAGCUGUGCAUAAUAAUUACAAGUGGUAGGUACUACUUCAGUAUAAAUACAGAUUGUAUGUACAGGUGUGUGAUCACUGAAACACUUACAGGCAGAUUGGACAGGUAACAAAUUAACAGGUAACACAAAAAACGACAGUUUUCAAUCACACGAAAAAAAACUUUUGGCUGUUUUUUUCUUUUAAUUCACAAACAGUACAUGUUUCAUGAUGCUGAUACACUGGUGUAAUUUUGUGUCAUCAAUUAACUGUAUACAUGUACAUCUUGUUGAUUAUUAAAACUUCUUAAUCACAAUGAUAAUCAUACAAUGAACAUACAAGUUAAAGCAAGAAAUUUUCAUUCGUAUAAAAGCAUCAACUCUUUGCAGGAUUUGUCUGCAAAUAUCAAACACUAUCAAGGUUAUUCAUUUUUCCAGUGUGAAAAAUCAUUUUUCCAGAGUGAAAAUUCAUUUUUUUUCCAGUGUUAAACAGCAGUCUGUUCAAAACACUAGGAUGUGAUGUCUUAGCCAGACAAGGACAUGAUCUUCUGGAGAGCAGCAAGAUUACAUACUAGGAGUACUGGCUCUUUAUAAAUAUUAAUUUUAUCCACACAAAUACUUUCUGUUUUUAGAAUACAUAGGAUUAAGAACAGUUUUACUUAGUGUGAAAAUGUGUUACAAUAUACAGCCACCAGCGUUUCAUUUUAGCAUGCAAGUGCUUAUCAAUGUUCAUGGUGUUUCGAGUUGGGAAACUUUCUGGUGGUCUUAAUAAGCCUUGUGGUUCCAUGUACAGUCGCUCACAGAAGUUAACAUAUUCAAGUGAUGUACAGUAUAUCACAUUUGACCAUUUUUAUCACAUCUCAUGAUCUGACCCAAGACAAUGUAGAAGUGAUGGCAUGUAACAAUGUAUUCAUCUGAUCGAGCUUCACAGCUACUAAUUUAACAAAGUGUGAAACACUUGUUCUGUAAAAACGGAGAGUAUAGGUCACUUUACAAUCUCAGACUUCCCUUUAGCCUAGUGGUAGGAUCUUGCCUUGAGAGGGAGAAGUCACUUGUUAAAGGAUCAGCACAGACAGGUUAUUUUUCAUUACUCCUUCCUAUUACAGUUUUAUGACCUUGUAAAUCAGUAAAUGUGAUUUAUACAGACCUUCACCUCCAGAAAGCUACAGAAACAAGCAUACUGAGUAUGUCUCCUACCGACCACUGUUGGCUAUUAUGCUAUAAUGAUUUAUAAAGAUGGUGCCCUUUGGUGUUAAUUUGGAAAAACGAAAAAGUAUACAAUUUGCUUAUAAGUUAUUUUAAUGUAAUAAUACAAGAAAUUGUAAUGUAUUCUGACCAGGGAAUUCUAUAAAAUGGAACUGGAAUUUUCUAAAAAUGGUAAUUAUAUAAAUAGUAACCUUGACCUUACAACCAUGAAACUUGGGACUUGUCCGAGGUAUUAGUACCAUAAAAUACCUGUAAUGUACGCAUCAAUGUAGUUUACACACCCUUAAAAUCGACUAAAAAUUGCAGGAAAAAAGGUCUAUACCAAUGCAAUUUACACAAAUAAAUGAACAAAAUCAUACUAAUUUUGUGUCCAAAAUUCAUCAGUGUAGACCGACCAGUCAGGUGUGAAAUUAUCAAUGACCAAUUAAAAGAAAAUUUCAGAUUCCCUGCAAGUGGGUAGUCUUGUAUUAACAAGAAUGUGAAAUUUGAUGAAAAUCACAUUUGUCCAAGAUAUUAAGAUUCUAAAUAAGAGUCUGAAGUUUGAUGAAAAUCCCUUACAUAAAGCCAAACAACCCUGAAACUUAUCCCCGAUAUUAUGGACCUUUAUGAUCAAUUAAAGUUUGAUCAAAUAUCUCACAGAAUAAAGCCACUAGGUUACUGACAAACUUUUGUGUAUUAACCUACAUACAUACGGACGUUCUCAACCUCGGGGUUCACCCGUAGAGGACUAAAAGAUAUUGUAUAUGAUUAACCUACAUACAUACGGACGCUCUCAACCUCUGGGUUCACCCGUAGAGGACUAAAACAUAUUGUAUAUGAUUGGUCGCUGAUUAGAUUGUAACUGUUAUAUAUCUAUGUAAAGAGAAAGAGGAUUACAGGACUACGGCUUAUCCAUCACAUUGCUUGAAAAAUAUCACUAUCUCAAUUCAUGUAUAUAAAUCUGUAAAGCAUUCUGUUCUGUCAUCCCACUACAUGCAGAGUUAUGGCCCUUUGCUUGCAAUGUACAUGAUGUACAAAAGGACAUCACUGGAUGGCAGUGUUUCAAAUAGAAAUAUGGCCCUUUUUCAAUUUUGAUUGAAGAUUUCUCGGAAUAUUUAUCCUGAUAGAGCAGCACAACAUAAACUCAUCAUAGCAUGGUACAGGAUAGCAGAAUGAUUUAGCUUUAUGGUUCUGUAGAAGAAAUGAUUCAAAAUAAAAACUUGUGAUAGAAGCCGCAAUGAUUGUAUUUAAAACUAGUUAAGCUAAUGAAUUCUUUACUGCAACAAAGACAAAAUUCCAUAAACAUAAGUUCAUAACCAUGAAAUAAG